This is a messenger RNA of Glarea lozoyensis ATCC 20868, 1632 nucleotides long. RefSeq names its product Cytochrome P450. Bases 1 to 1632 code for a protein of 543 amino acids. Gene Ontology annotation, molecular function: heme binding; monooxygenase activity; oxidoreductase activity, acting on paired donors, with incorporation or reduction of molecular oxygen. The record is from RefSeq and is a predicted model, not a curated record. Lineage: Eukaryota; Fungi; Ascomycota; Leotiomycetes; Helotiales; Helotiaceae. The transcript has 2 exons.
AUGGCGUGGUUUCGGUACGAUCUUCUGGUCUCAACUGUGAUUCUCUACGCCACAUAUCUUAUUGCAAGAAGAGUAAGGAGAGAAAACCAAUUCAAAAAUUUCGCCCUUAAAAAUGGCUGCGAGUUACCGUCUCAUUCCGCGAGCAGGUUGCCAUGGGGUCUGGACCGAAUGUACAGAAUGGUCAAGCUCACAGGGCAACAUACAGAUGUGUUAGAAGCUCUCAUCAUGCCGAGUUUCCAAAAACACGGCUGGACGCACUCAUCCAGUGGUCUCUUGGGCAAGAAGUUCUUCCUCACAGCCGACGCCGACAACGUUCGAGCAAUUCUGGCAACUCAGUUUAAGGACUUCGUCACUGGGCCCAAUCGAGCUGGAGCUUUUGGGUACUUUGUAGGUAAAAGUAUCUUCACAAGCGAUGGACCUUUCUGGGAGCAUUCAAGAUCACUAUUCAAACCACACUUUGCCACUGGACAUAUCAACGAUCUCGAAGCCACAGAAAGAUCUUGCCUCGACAUGUUUGAAGCCAUCUCAGCUCGAAAGAAUGGGCAAUGGACCCACCCUCUUGAUCUGCAGGCCCUUUUCUUGCGCUUCACGCUUGACAAUGGCAUGGAAUUUCUGUUCGGAGCUAAUGUCCGAUCCCAAUUAGCUGCUAUACCUGGCGCAUCUACAAUUUACCAAUUGGACGAGGUGACAAGAAUGGCAGCCGAUACAGCAGGAGCGGAUAUGGGCUUUACGGAAGCAUUCCACGUCGCCUCCCUCCAGGUAACAAAGCGAGCUAAGCUGCAAAGUCUGUACUGGCUGGCAGAUUCUAAAGAAGGCCGGAAAGCAGUGAAGUACUUGCAGAAAUUUUGCGAGUACUUGGUGAAUGCCACACUUCAGGCAUCCGAGCAGACAUCUGCGAACGAGAGAACAAAUCCACCACAAGCGAAGAAACAAACUCUUCUAAAGGCUCUGGCAAAAGAUACGCACGAUCCAAUUGAGCUUCGAGAUCAAGUCCUUUUUAUGCUCACGGCAGCCAGAGAUACCACUGCCGCGCUCCUCAGCUGGAUGUUCCUCAUGCUCGCCAAACACCCUCCUGUCUGGGAAAAGCUGCGUGAAUCAAUCAUCAAGGAUUUCGGCACCGAGAAAGCCCCCAAAGGCGUCCUGACUUUCAGCUCACUAAAACAUUGCACGUACCUGCAGAAUGUCAUGUUUGAGACUCUCCGACUGUACCCACCUGGACCUCUGAAUACGAGAAUGGCCGUCAGAGACACAACAUUACCUGUUGGCGGCGGAGACGAUGGGAAAAGUCCCAUUGCAGUCAGAAAGGGGGAAACGGUUAAUAUCUGCGUAUAUGCGAUGCAAAGGAGGACGGAUCUGUGGGGCGAAGAUGCGCUGGAAUUCAGGCCGGAGAGAUGGGAGGGACGGAAAAUGGACUGGUCGUUCUUACCAUUUUCCGGGGGUCCAAGGACGUGCAUGGGACAGCAAUAUGCGCUUACCGAGGCGGGCUAUUUGACUGUUAGAUUGUUACAACGAUUCGACGGGAUUCAGGCAGUGGAGGGAUUGGAUGUUAUUGAGCAGUUUGUUACGGUGACUUUAGAACCAACCAAAGGGGUCAAUGUUCGGUUGAGGGAGGCAGCCAGCUCUGUUUGCUGA